This is a messenger RNA of Equus quagga, 3294 nucleotides long. RefSeq names its product egl-9 family hypoxia inducible factor 3 (gene EGLN3). The transcript is spliced from 5 exons. Gene Ontology annotation, cellular component: nucleus; cytoplasm. Gene Ontology annotation, biological process: cellular response to hypoxia; peptidyl-proline hydroxylation to 4-hydroxy-L-proline. The record is from RefSeq and is a predicted model, not a curated record. Gene Ontology annotation, molecular function: L-ascorbic acid binding; ferrous iron binding; peptidyl-proline 4-dioxygenase activity. Lineage: Eukaryota; Metazoa; Chordata; Mammalia; Perissodactyla; Equidae. The coding region runs from base 354 to 1073 and encodes 239 amino acids.
CGCGCAGAGUCGGCCGGCUCCGGGGCUGGACCUCAGCCUCUCCCGACCCGGGCCGCCGCCGCGCCAGUGGUGGCUCCGCGUCCCCAAAAGGGGCCCUCCGACUCCUCGCUGGUCCAGUCCGGCGCCGGUUCGUGGAGCCCCGUACAACUCCUGCUGGUCCCCAAACGGGAUCCCUCCUUCCCCGAGUUGCGAGCAACUUUCCCCUCUCCCUGUCGCUGCGGUGGCUCGGGGACCGUAGCCGCCGCAGGUAGCUGAACCCGGGCCACGCUCCCCGCGCCUCGGCUGCGCGCGCGUCGGUCGCUGCUGCUGUGGGUGCACGCUGGGGGUCCGGCGCGCUCGGCUCUGCGGGCGAGAUGCCCUUGGGACACAUCAUGAGGCUGGAUCUGGAGAAAAUCGCCCUGGAGUACAUCGUGCCCUGUCUGCACGAGGUUGGCUUCUGCUACCUGGACAACUUCCUAGGCGAGGUGGUGGGCGACUGCGUCCUGGAGCGCGUCAAGCAGCUGCACUGCAGCGGGGCCCUGAGGGACGGCCAGCUGGCCGGGCCGCGCGCCGGCGUCUCCAAGCGGCACCUGCGGGGCGACCAGAUCACGUGGAUCGGGGGCAACGAGGAGGGCUGCGAGGCCAUCAGCUUCCUCCUGUCCCUCAUCGACAGGCUGGUCCUGUACUGCGGGAGCCGGCUGGGCAAAUACUACGUCAAGGAGAGGUCCAAGGCAAUGGUGGCUUGCUACCCGGGAAAUGGAACAGGUUAUGUUCGACAUGUAGACAACCCCAACGGUGACGGCCGCUGCAUCACCUGCAUCUACUAUCUGAACAAGAAUUGGGAUGCCAAGUUACACGGUGGGGUCCUGCGGAUAUUUCCAGAAGGGAAAUCAUUCAUAGCGGAUGUGGAGCCCAUUUUUGACAGACUCUUAUUCUUCUGGUCAGACCGCAGGAACCCACAUGAAGUCCAGCCUUCCUAUGCGACCAGAUACGCUAUGACUGUUUGGUACUUUGAUGCUGAAGAAAGGGCAGAAGCCAAAAAGAAAUUCAGGAAUUUAACUAGAAAAACUGAAUCUUCCCUCACUGAAGACUGACCGAGCUCUGAAAUCCGCUGGCCUCAUUCCUUUUAGUAACAGUUCCUGAAUUCCCUUUAAGAGUUGAGAUCCAAAGAAGGCCUCUUCAGUGACUCGGUGACAAGAACCCCCCCUAUUGCUUGCAUCAUUCACAUCCCUGUCUUGCCAAUGGUACUUUGGGUUUUCUUGCCAAGACCUCAUCCACCUUCAGACACUCUCUUUGCCAGAUGAACUCAUUUGCUAACCCCAGAAAUACCUGCAGACGACCUAGCUGGCCAGUGGUUUAACUGAUAGCUUUGGAAAUACUGGCCAUCAAAAGAAGCGCUUGGAACCACGGGCGAGGGAAUGAAUCCUACUUGCACUUUAUGUAUGCUUCCUGAUUUGAAAGGAGGAAUUUGCAAAGAAGAAAAAUGGUGACAGAUGCCACCAAGAGGCAUCAUUGAAGCCUUAACAGCAGGAAACAGAAAUUUGUGUCAUCUGAACAAUUUCAGAUGUUCUUAAUCCAGGGCUGUUGGGGUUUCUGGAGAAUUAUUACAACUUAGUGACGUUAUUACCUCUAGAAAGGGCUGCUGUCAUAGUCAUCAAUUUUUAAGUAUCCUGUGGGUAGACACUCCUUUUUCUGGUCCUACAACCUGGACUUUCUGUCUCUGCCUCAUUUUGCUGAAAAUACAACUUUCUGAUCACAGAUGACAACACCAUUUAUUUUCUGUUUUUACUUCUUACUUAGAGAACCUAAUUCCCCAGAGGCAAAAACUAGACAUUAGUCGUUUUGCUUGCUUUGUUGAAAUGGAAUUUGAAUUUAAGUUAAAGGGAAAAAAUCUAGCUGGUAGUUUAGAGUCAACAAGCUCUGAUGUCAAAAGACCUGGGUCUCCCAACGUACAAUAAACAUGUGCAUCUUGAGCAGUUUGAGAGUGGAGAUGGAGUUGGGAAUGUGGGCAUUCCUGUUUCUCAGUUUUCCUUUUUGAGGAACUCACCCUUCCCUUUAACAAAAUAAGAAAAUAACAAAAAGUAGGCUGUUGUAUUUUAAAAAGGAAAUGGAAAUAAAACAAAAAAUCCUGAAAAGCUGUUGGAGUUCUUCCACGUUUUCUGUCCCCAAUAGCGUUAUUUCAACAGACUUGACUCUCCAGAUCCACUGAGAUUGGCAGUGUGGCCAGAAUCUUGGAAUUUGCUAGAACUGUGGAAGGUUCUACUAUUGCGGUAAGCACAGAUAAUGCUGCCUCAAAAACUCUGUGUCAAGCACCUAUUUUAUGAAAGUUACUCUUCCUAGGUUUCAAUUCCAUUUUCAUAUUUUCAAAAUCCCUUUAAUUUCUUGCUUGAAAAAUCCCAUGAACAUUAAAGAGCCAAAAAUAUUUUCUUUUGCCCUUUACAGCUAUAUAGACUUUCCAAGAAAGAAGCUUAUUUUUUCUAUUUCUGGUUUUGGAAAGUUUCCAGAUAAGACUUGUUUUGAUUUUCACGAUGGCUCUAUUUUUUCCCAUAGUGCUUAUCAACUUCUCACUUACUAUGUAAUUGACUUAUUUAUUAUGUUUAUUGUGUUGUAUCCUUCCUCUAGAGAGUAAGCACAAUGAAGACAGGGAUUUUUGUAUGUUUUUAAUCAAUGGAAUGUAUUCCCAGCACCUAAAAUAGUGCCUGACACACAGUAAGGGCUCAGUAAAUACUUGUCGAAUAAAGUCGCUCUCCUUCCUUAGCGUUGUAAUGGUUUGCUUCAUUUCCUCCAUCUUUGGCAGGAAGGGCUUGCUAGAAUUUUUGCAUACACAUGUUUCUCUCAUUGUUGACUUACAAAUUUAAACUCAGAGUUUUAGAAUGCUUUGGACAUAGUGUCAUUUCACAUUUGUUUACCUGUUUGAACAACGGUCAUUGACCACUAUGAAUCUGAAAAUGGAACAAAGGAGAAUUCUGCCCUUCGCUAUCCUGGGACUGGAGGAGUGAUGUGAGAGUAGCUUCAGAUAGGUCAGAGUACCUUCCUCCUUCGGAACAAUUUUGAAAAACUUCAAUAGGAGAGAAAGAAAGAGGGUUGUUUAUUAGGAAUUUUAUAUUUUGUAAAAUUGUAACUUUUUCCCCACAAUUACUAGUGUCAUGAGAGUGAUAGUGACAAUGUUCUGAAAGAAUAUCAUGUUCCAAUAGUAUGUCUUGUAUCUUUCAUUUUAGUCAAUAUUUUCCCUUGCCAAAAGAUCUGACCUCUUAGGCCUCGCUUAUUCCUUUCAGAUAAACGUCCUAUAAACUAAUAAACAACGUAACAAAUCAA